Rubroshorea leprosula is the source of this 1548-nucleotide messenger RNA. The record is from the annotation of a GenBank genome assembly. NCBI's taxonomy places the organism in Eukaryota, Viridiplantae, Streptophyta, Magnoliopsida, Malvales, Dipterocarpaceae.
CAAGCAAACCUUGGUGUAGAGCUCUCACAGCGAAAUACCUGAAAUGUGGAUCCUUAAUGCACUGCCCUACCUCUCCUAUAGCCUCAGCCACAUGAAAGAGCAUCUUGAAGACGUUUGGGUGGGUGAUAAGCCUUUGUAUGAGGUGGCUCUUUCCCCUACCUUGCCUGGUUUUGUAGACAUCCCUGUCUCGUAUGCUAUCACCCCAUCUGGAGACUGGAAUGAAUCUUGGCUUGGUCAUCUACUUCCUGAUCAUGUAGUGGCUCAGAUUUUAGCAACCCCACUCCCAGCUUUUGGACAGCAAUCAGACAAAGUAUUUUGGUCUGGACUGCCAGAUGGUUCUUUCUCUGUUAAGUCGGCUUUUCAUCUUUUACAACAGCAGCAUGUUAGCUUAACCCAGCAAGGGGAGAACUGGCGAUGGAUAUGGAAGCUAAAGUGCACAGAGAGAAUUAAGAUGUUUGUUUGGCUCCUUCGAAAAAAUAGAGUGCUCACAAACAGUGUACGCUUCGCGAGACACUUUGCUGCAUCUCCGGUUUGCCCGAGAUGUGAACAGAGCCCAGAGACUCUGCUCCACCUUUUACGUGAUUGUUAUCACUCCCGUCUGAUUUGGGAGUCAUUUGCUGCGCUCCCGGCUGACUUUUUCAUGCUGAAUUUUGAAGAAUGGUUAAAGAAGAAUGCGCAAGCUCAAAUGUCCAGUGGUGCUCCAUCCCAACAUUGGUCUACUCUUUUUUUAUCUACUAUUUGGGUGAUCUGGAAGAGUAGGAAUGCACUCAUUUUCAACGAUAAAAAGACCCCUCCCCAUGUUUUGUUUCAACAAGCUUCCUCCCUAGCAAGAGAUACAAACUUGGUGUUGGCCACCAACAUUCCCUCAUCUCCCCGUGUACCUCGAUGGGUACGCUGGUUCCCACCAGAUUUCCCUUUUUUCAAACUGAACACAGAUGGGGCGAUGAAUCACGCCACAGGUCAAGCUAGUGCAGGCGGUCUCAUUCGGGAUCAUGGAGGGCGGUGGAUACAUGGGUUUGCUAUUAACAUUGGGCCACAAUCUAGCUAUACGGCGGAGAUCUGGGGCUGUCAUUCUGGUCUUCGGUUAGCUCUUGAGUUGGGUAUUAGUCACUUGGUACUGGAAAUGGACUCCCUCCUGGCGGUGCAGUUGAUACAGGCAAGGAAAGCCGGCAACGGUCCAGCUUCUGUACUCUUGUUGGAUAUAUUUCAUUUAGCAAGUUCCUUCGAGGUUUGCACAAUCCAGCACACGUUGCGAGAAGGAAACUCUGCAGCUGACUUUAUGGCAUCUGUUGGCCAUAACCUUAAUCGAGGCAUCACCUUCUUCCAGACGCCACCUCCGGGCAUGCAAAGUAUUCUCCACGGAGACAGCAUAGGAUCAUUAUUCCUUAGGACUUAGUGUUUGCUUAAUUUCUUAUGUACCAAAAAAAAAAAAAACAAGAGCAAAGUUAGAGAAAAGCUAGGUUGAAGUCUUAUUUGAGACGUAAUGACAGCGGCAGGGUGCUUGGGCAUGAAGGGAAAUUUUUUGGUAAAUAAAAAAUAGGGAAGAUU